CUUCGACGCGCCGCCGGCGCAUCGCUCUCGCUCGCUCUCCCACCGUAGCGUCACUACACUACACACGAUCUAGCUGGCUGGAGUGGCCGGUUUUCGACCAAUUUCAUUCGUUAUUCGUUCGUUACCCGACUAGCACACAGACGACAAAUCGAUAAAUCGAGCGUACAUAUCCGUAUAACCUCACAAAAACCUACGAUUAUUUACGAUUAUUCGCCGUGUAGAAGUCAUGUGCGGCUGUUGCUCGUUUCGGACUAGUGUUGCAUUGUGAAUUAGUGCUCGUUUUCGUUUGGGAUUAAGUGCCCUUAGAUAUCCGCCCGAAUGAAAAUGUGGUGUGUACUAUACGCUAGUAGUAGUCGCCGUCUCCUCAAUUUCGCAUAGAAGUAAUUUACCAUUGGGCAUGGCAUUAGCGUGCAAUGUUAGGCUGUAGCGCGGUAUGUCCCAACUGCAAGCACGAGUUCCAGUGCUGUACGCCAACGCCAUCAUGUUGCAGCAACGCUCGGAGGUCCUUACAUGCCCUCAGCGGCGGCGGCCUGGUGACGGCCCUCGCCCCGACGAGCCCCUCGCCGCAGGUGUCGCCCAGCGCGCCGCUCGCCUUCAUCCUGCCGCCGUUCGCGACGCCCGUCCAACGGGCGCCGGCGCCGCCGGCCGCCGACAGGCCCGACACCGAGCUCCAAAGGCUGUCGGACACCGUUCGGGCUCUGCGCCAAUCCGGCUGGUACUAUGAGGACUGCACGUACCAGCGCAGCCACGAGCUGCUGAAAGGCGCCGCCGUCGGCACGUUCCUGGUGCGCAACUCGUCCGAUCCGCAGUUCUUGUUCUCGCUGAGCGUGCAGGCCGAGCGCGGCCCCGCCUCCGUGCGCCUGUUCUACACGAACGGCUACUUCCGGUUGGACGCGCAGCCGCACUUGCAGGCGGCCAUGCCGAUGUUUCCGAGCGUCGUCGAGCUGGUGCAGCACUACGUGCGACAGUCGCGGUUGUGCAGGAACAAUCCCCAGGUGUGGGUCGACCAGCAGGGUAAAUGGUACUCUUCCAUCGUGCUCGACAAGCCGCUGAGGAAGAAAGCGGAGCCGUGCAGCUUGAAGCAUUUGGCUAGGAUGGCCAUUCACAAGGCCGUCCAAUCGUCGCCGAAGCCGAGGCUGAUGCUGUUGCCGCCUCCGCACACCCAGCUGGAGCUGCCCUAUUCGUUGAUUUCGUAUCUAUCGGAGUACCCUUAUUCCCUCUAAAGAUGGAUUCGGCCCUCUCACCCUCCCUUUCUGUAUCGUACCUCUAUGAGUUACCAGAACGAAAAAAAUGUCUCGGCAACUGGGUGCGAUAGUAAAUUCCUAUGUCCAUGUUUAGUUGGGCCAAAGACUGGUUGGUACCUAUACAUACCGACAUCAGGGAACACCAAUAAAGUAUUCUAAAAGGAGCGCCGAUGUGGGAAAAAUAACCGAGGCGCUUAGAGUUAGUUAGGAUAACAAAUUGUUAAAAUUAAAAUGAUGUUCUGUUUGUUAGUCUUCGAAAUCAGCUAGAGUGUUAGUUAUUAAUGUCGGUAAUCGUUGUUGAGCUUUUACACAAACGAGAAUAAAUUGUGUAUUUGCGUAGAUUUUUAAAUAUGUGCGUGUACCUACAAAAAUAUCUUUCUUUUAUUAACUUAGACUUGUACCUGAUUUAUGUGUAUUAAAACCGCGAUACCAAUAGUUGGUUUAAUUAAAUGGAACAAUGUUUGAUUAUUGAGAGAGAGAAAAAAAAACAAGACGGCAGAUCUUCCAUUUAUUUGCUUGUUUUUGAUUCUUUGUUAUCCAUCUUAUCGCGUGUUUUUUUGCAGCGCGGAAGUUUAUCGAAAAAUUGUGGAAGGUCUUUAUCAAGUUUUAAAAGACCUCGGUAAAUAAAAUGUAUUUAUAAAUUAUAAUAAUAGAAUAUUUAUUUUCUUAUGUCUAAAUUAUGUGUACUUAAUAAAUAACGUUUGAUUUGAAAUGUUAGUAUUUGUUAAAUUAGGUUCUUAUUGUUUGAUGGAAAAUGAUUUGUAGAAUAUUCACAGUUAAAUUAAAAUUGUAUGCGCAUAGUCUUAUUUGUUUGGUGCAAUUUAUACGUAUUUAGAUGUUAAAUAAAUUGUACCAAAAAUAAGUUUAAAUUAACGAGACAUGUUCUUGGUUACAUAAUUUAUUAUUGUAGAAUCUCUGUAUUUAUAAUAUCGCAAAUUAUCAGUACGUAUUUCUAAUAUUACUUACCAAAGACAUAUUUACUUAUUUAUCAAUUAUUUUAAUUGUAAUUAUAAUAUUUAGCAUCACUUUAUUAUCUAUGUCAUACAGUUCUGCCAAAAAUGGAAUACUCUUAACUAAAAAUAUUCAUUGUUCUCGAGUAUAUUUCAAACGAAUGCGAGUACUUACAAACAUCCAAUGUAGAACAAACAUUUUGAAUAAAAUUCUAUUGUAUUAUUUGUUAAUAACGCAGACAUAUGUAUUAAAAAAACGUAGAUUGUUAAGAUUACGGACAAUGGCGAACCAGAGUUGAUUAACAAACAGAAAUUUCGGCAAAAAAAAGAUUAAUUUGUAAUCACGAAUGUAUUUAUAAAUUGUAAACGAUUUUUAUAUGAUUUGAAUGGAAACCGCGUGUUUGAUUUAGUCUAAAUGUAUUUAUUUCUCUAGAACAAUUAUAUUAUUUAUUACUAUUAAAA
This is a messenger RNA of Phyllotreta striolata, 2656 nucleotides long. Lineage: Eukaryota; Metazoa; Arthropoda; Insecta; Coleoptera; Chrysomelidae. The record is from the annotation of a GenBank genome assembly.